ACUAAUUACCUCUUAGGCCCGCUUGCUUGUUCUCCCCAUCUCUCUCCCCACCGUUGCCCGCCGCUGCCUGCUGCCGUGCUAUACCCGCCGCCUUGGCAUACUCGGCCGCCGCUGCGGUGGUCUGUUCACUUCCCACCGUGUGGUCCGCCUUGAAGUUGUCCAAACCGCCGCUGUGGUCUGUUCCCUUCCAUCGUGUGGUCCGCCUUGGAGUCGUCCCCGUCGUUGAAUCCAGAUCGGCCUGAUCUCAAACCCUCCCCGCCGAACUCGCCUGACGAGGCUUCGCGGGAUCGUUUCUUGUUGUCCACCUUCCUCCUUCUACUGGACUGGUGUGGAGUGUAGAUCCAUCCAAGUUAGGUCGAUUGAGCUCUUCUUUUAUUGGUUUCUAGGGAUUUGCUUGGAAAGUUGAAAUUGCCUGCAAGGUUCUUCUGUGAUUGCAGGGAGGAGAGGGUUUCUUUAACCUCGCAGCCAUGUUGGAGAAGAUUGGGCUGCCGCCGAGGCCGUCCAUGCGAGGGGCCGCCUGGGUAGUCGAUGCAUCCCACUGCCAGGGUUGUUCUGUUCAAUUCUCCUUGUUCACUAGGAAGCACCAUUGCCAAAGAUGUGGAGGCUUGUUCUGCAGCAGCUGCACCCAGCAGAGGAUGGUUUUACGUGGACAGGGUGACUCACCAGUUCGAAUUUGUGAUCCUUGUAAAAAGCUUGAGGAAGCAGCACGCUUUGAGUUGAGAUAUGGACACAAAAAUAGAGCUGGGAAAGCCAAUACAAAAGCAGCUUCUAAACCAGAAGAUGAAAUUCUAAGUGAAAUCCUUGGAGAUGAUGGAGCACAGACCCAGUUUUCUCGCAAGGAAUCUCUGGAUUCUGAGCUUCCUGGGAGAACCGUGAGCACUGCCAGUGCCUCCAGUUCUAGUUCCAGAAGAACUUCUGCUACUUUCAGCAUGGAUGGAAAUGGAGAUGAAAGUCUUUCUACUGAAGCACACAAUUAUGAACUCAACAACGCGUCCAUUUUUACCCCAGAUGAGCUGCGUCAACAAGCAGUAGAGGAGAAGAAAAGGUACAAAGCCUUGAAAUCAGAAGGUAAACCUGAGGAAGCACUGAGGGCAUUCAAGCAUGGUAAAGAACUUGAGAGGCAAGCUGCGGCACUGGAAUUAGAAUUGAGAAAGAGUAGGAGAAUGGCUACCAAAGCUCCUAAUGUAACUGCUGUGGUUAGUUCCCAGACGACAGAUAGUUCCGAUGAGGUUGAAAUAAAAAAGGUUUUAACUGGUAAAAGAGUUAAGAAAGAAAAGAAUGAUCUUGCCUCUGAGCUCAGAGAACUAGGUUGGUCAGAUGCAGAUCUUCGUGAUGAAACAAAGGCAGCCCCUAUGAGUGUGGAAGGAGAGCUAUCACAGCUUCUUAGAGAGGUGGCACCUAGAUCAGUGGAGGUCAAGAAAACCGGUGGUAUCGAUAAAUCUCAGGUUAAUGCUCUAAAGAGACAAGCCCUAUUGCUGAAACGAGAAGGUAGACUUAGCGAAGCAAAGGAAGAGCUGAAGAAGGCUAAAAUUUUGGAAAAACAACUAGAAGAACAAGAGAUUUUGGGCGAAGCAGAAGAGUCUGAUGACGAUUUAGCUGCAAUUAUUCAGAACAUGGACGAUGAUAACCAUGAAGAUAUACUGUUGGACAAUCCAAGAAUCCCUGCUUUAAACUUUGAACAAAUUCUGGGUGCAUCUGACGAUCAUGCCAUUGAUGGUAACUUUGAUGUUACAGAUGAUGACUUGGAUGACCCAGAUAUGGCUGCUGCCCUAAAAUCAUUUGGCUGGAGUGAAGAGGAUGACAAACAAUUGGAAAACCAUGGAUCUGUUUCUUCUUCGAAUCAAGAAGCACUGAAUGAGAAAGUGCUUGCUCUGAAAAGAGAGACUGUCGCAAACAGAAGGUCUGGUAAUGUUGCAGAAGCCAUGUCAUUGCUUAAAAAGGCAAAGCUACUUGAGAUGGAUCUGGAGACUGAAGAUGUCACUAUUGCAGAGAUGAAUGCCCGACCUGUAUCAGCACCGAAAAGUAAGCUAGCAAUUCAGAGAGAACUAUUGGCUCUGAAGAAGAAGGCGCUAGCCUUGAGAAGGGAAGGGAAGGUGCAUGAGGCCGAGGAAGAGUUGAAGAAAGGCAGCGUUCUUGAGAAGCAACUUGCAGAGCUUGAGAAUUCUUCGAAACCUGUAACCAAGGAAACUAUGAGCAUAGGUUCAACGCCCCCAUACAAGGUUGAACCCCCAAGUCUCGAUCUUGCUGAUGAAGGAUAUGAAGCAGAGGUCACGGACAAUGACAUGCACGAUCCAGCAUUGUUAUCUGUGCUGAAAAAUAUGGGGUGGGAAGAUGUUGAUACAGAUUCUGUGAAAAGAAGUGACACAGCAAUUUCACAUGUUGCCCAGAAGUCAUCGAAAACUAAGGGUCAAAUUCAGAAGGAAUUGCUUGGUAUAAAAAGGAAGGCUCUUGCAUUCAGACGGGAAGGGAAAAACAAGGAAGCUGAGGAGGAACUGGAGAAGGCGAGGGUCUUGGAGCAGCAACUGGCAGAAAUUGAAGAAUCAGGUAACUUGGUUGCUAACCAACAAGUCGUUAGUACUGCUGGACAUCAGAUUAGGGAAAAUAAACCUAAUGUCCAGCAUGUCCCUAGUGUUGAUACUAGUUUACUCCCAUCAUCAGUAAUCAAUACAAUGAAGGGGGAUGUUUUGUUGCCGGUGCAUGCAGAUGAACCUGGUAUAUCGAUGGGUACACUAAGUAGUUCUCCCAGCAAACCGCAGACUGAGACAAUUGUUUCUAAACAAGGUCAUGCAGGAAAAAGAAGUAGUGAUGGAACACCCUCAGCCUUGUCGCGGUCAGCUUUUACUGAUACCUUGAGAACUGAAAAGGUAUCACAUUCACCUUCCGAUGUACUUGAUCAUAAAGAAGCUCAGAAGGAACAUGGAGAUGAUACUCUCAAAGAUGAGAUUUUACUUCAUAAGAGAAAAGCAGUUGCCUUUAAGAGAGAAGGGAAGAUGGCAGAAGCUAGAGAAGAGUUGAAACUGGCAAAACUCUUAGAAAAGCGUCUUGAAGGUGCUCAACAGAACAGUGUGGAUGGUGGAGAUGAUUCAACUACGUCUGUUGUGCAACAGAGCAACUUGAUCCAACAACCUGCUAGUGCCAACAAACAGACGGACGCCUUGACCUCUGCCCCUUCACAAACAAACAAGUCAAUUCAACCUCCGAAAGUAAUGUCUAGCCGAGACCGUCUCAAAAUCCAACGUGAAUCCCUCGCUCACAAACGCAAUGCACUUAAGUUACGAAGAGAAGGAAGGACUGCAGAAGCAGAUGCAGAAUUUGAAUUGGCCAAGGCACUGGAGAGCCAACUGGAAGAUUCAGAUAACCAAGGUUCAAGCUCAGGAGGCAAGUCGAGUGAACCAAAUGACGCUGUCGUGGAGGAUCUUUUUGAUCCUCAAAUCAUGUCCGCCCUAAAAUCCAUUGGUUGGAGUGACGCUGACUUGUCCACACAAUCUUCUAAUGCGCAACCUCCAAAGAAAGCGGAACCAAAGCAAGCUUCCGUAGCUACAAGCAAGCCUCAGAGUGAGAAAAGUCAGCUGGAAGAACAGAUCAAGGGUGAGAAACUGAAGGCGCUCAACUUGAAGCGAGAAGGGAAGCAGACAGACGCCCUAGAGGCCCUUCGCUCGGCAAAGCGACUAGAGAAGAAGUUGGCAUCGCUGAGCUAAUGACUGUCCCAGAUUGCUUGUGUGCUUCAUGUGUAAAAUGUUAGUUUGGGUUCAAGUCUGUGAUGCCCCAGUUAGAAGCUAUUGAGAGGCUUAUAUCUUGUGAGCCAUGAGCACACAACUUUAAGGCCCUUUUGUUUGUGUGUAUAAAUAAAAGCAUAUUAUUAAUGGGCGACGAUUCUUUUAACGAAUAAUUGUCUACAAUCAUAUAAUAUUCCAAAAUGACUCCUGUUUCCAUGUAACAAAUUGUACUCUUGUGGUAUUUGAAUCAAUUUACUUGUCAUUGUUGUCUGA
Messenger RNA from Phragmites australis (common reed), 3989 nucleotides. RefSeq lists its product as uncharacterized. Bases 468 to 3698 code for a protein of 1076 amino acids. The record is from RefSeq and is a predicted model, not a curated record. The transcript has 4 exons. Gene Ontology annotation, molecular function: metal ion binding; protein binding. Lineage: Eukaryota; Viridiplantae; Streptophyta; Magnoliopsida; Poales; Poaceae.